AUGUAUCCUCAAGUUAAACCCAAUCAUCAAGCAGACUAUCAGUUACUAGAUGAGAGGAUUAAAGCCAUUGGAGGUUUUUAUGCUUAUGGUAUGGAUGUUAAAUACUUAUGCUUAGUGCCUAAUGCGGUGCUUCUUCAUAAGUUCAAAGCACUGGACCUACCAAAAUACAAGGGUUUAAGUUGUCCAAGAAGUCAUGUCAUCAUAUAUUAUAGGAAGAUGUCAUCCUACAUUGAUAAUGAUGAGAUUCUCAUCCAUUGCUUCCAAGACAAAUUAUCUGGGGCAUCCUUGGAUUGGUAUAUGAGCUUAGAAUGCAGUAAAAUCAGAUCUUGGAAGGACUUGUCUAAAGCCUUUCUCAAGCAAUACAAGUAUAACCUGGACAUGGCUCCCAGGUUACAGCUGCAAAAUCAAGCCUGCAAGUGCGGAGAAACAUUAAAGGAAUAUGCUCAGAGAUGGCGUGAGAUGGCUUCCAAAUUUAGACUUGCACUAACAGAUAUUGAAUUGGUUGAUAUCUUCAUGAGCACACUCCAAAGUUUAUACUAUGAGAAUAUGGUUAGUAGUUUAUCGUCCAACUUUGUCGACAUAGUUACCAUUGGAGAACGUAUUGAGAAUGGACUGAAAAUAGGAAAGAUUGCUAGUGUUGAUAGCCAGACAAUGGCCAAGAAAUCUCAGGGUUUUGCUAAGAAGAAGGAGGUUGAGGCAAGUGUCGUGAUAGCCAAUGUUUGCCCUCAAGUUCAAGCACCUAUGGCUCUUAUGCCAUACUACCCUUAUUUGUACAUUGCCGCAACUCAGUAUCAGUAA
Lathyrus oleraceus (garden pea) is the source of this 798-nucleotide messenger RNA. RefSeq lists its product as uncharacterized. The record is from RefSeq and is a predicted model, not a curated record. The coding region runs from base 1 to 798 and encodes 265 amino acids. The transcript has a single exon. NCBI's taxonomy places the organism in Eukaryota, Viridiplantae, Streptophyta, Magnoliopsida, Fabales, Fabaceae.